AUGUCAGAAGUCAGCGGCCCCGAUAUCCCCGACACCCCGGGCACCCCAAGCGGCGCCGAUGGCCCUGGCGGUCCCGAUGGCCCCGAUGGUCCUGAUGACUCCGUUGGUGGCCCGGUAGGCGAGUCCCUGAUGAAGACGUUGCUCGAGGAGACUCGAAUCCCCGCGCAGCGCAACAUUGACCAGUUCUGGGACCGGUUCAUCACGCGAGCUCCGGGAAAGGCUGUGCCCAAGACCGUCCCCGGGCCCCCCACCUCCCACCCCCGCUCCGUAACAGCCUCCUACAACGAAGCCGCCGCCCACUGCCGCUUCAAAGUCGCUCAAAUCGUAGCCGAGUGCCGGCGGCGCAACCAGCGCUACCGCGACCCGCAUUUCGAUCUGGAUUUUGAUUUGAGGUCCAAUACGCGCGACUGUUUGGAGGCCGAGUUCAAGCCGCGGUCGGUGAAGAGGGUGGGGGAGAUAUUUGAGGAGCCGCGGUUUUUUAUUGACGGGCCGACGGCGAAUGAUGUGAGGCAGGGAAGGGAUGGGGAUUGUUGGUUGAUGGCGGCGUUGUGUACGCUGGGGAACAAGCCGAGUUUGAUUGAGAGGGUGUGUGUGGCGAGGGAUGAGGCGGUGGGGGUGUAUGGGUUUGUGUUUUGUAGGGAUGGGGAGUGGGUUAGUGAGAUUAUUGAUGAUCAUAAGCUCUACCUGGUCAAACCCGACUACGACGAGGCGCGCAUAGGCCAAAUCCGCAACGUGGAGCGGUUCGUGUGGGAGGACAUGACGCACGCCGAUUCGGAGGACAAGUACCGGCGCAUCUUCCAGUCCGGCAGCAGCGCGCUGUACUUUGCGCAGUGCGCCCACGACAACGAGACCUGGCUGCCGCUGCUCGAGAAGGCGUACGCUAAAGCCCACGGGGACUAUGCCGCUAUUGACGGGGGGUUUACGGGUGAGGGCAUUGAGGAUUUGACGGGGGGUGUUACGUCGGAGAUUUUUACGGCGGAUAUUUUGGAUACUGAACGCUUCUGGGAGGAGCUCAAGCAGGUCAAUGAGGAGUUUCUGUUUGGCUGCUUUACGGGUCUCUGGGGCCUCGGCUACGGCGAGCGCAAGGGCAUCCAGGAGGGUCACGCGUACUCGGUCAUGCGUGCGGUCGAGAUGGACGGCCAGCGACUCUUGCUGCUGAAGAAUCCGUGGGGCAAGGUCGAGUGGACUGGCCCGUGGAGCGACGGCUCAAAAGAAUGGACCCCCGACUGGCUCUCCAAACUAAACCACACCUUCGGCGACGACGGCGCCUUCUGGAUCUCCUACAAAGACCUCCUCCGCAAAUUCCAAUGCUUCGACCGCACCCGCCUCUUCAGCGCCAACUGGAAGGUCGCCUCCCUCUGGACCACCCUCAACGUCCCCUGGGCCCUCGAAUACCACGACACCAAGUUCACCUUCACCCUCGCCCGCCCGGGACCCGUCGUCAUCGUCUUUUCCCAACUCGACGAGCGCUAUUUCUACGGUCUUGAAGGGCCCUACCUUUUUGAGUUGGCUUUCCGUCUGCACCGCGCUGGGGAGGAGGAUUAUUUGGUCAGGACUUAUGCGACGUAUGCUAUGCGGCGGUCGUGUAAUGCUGAGUUGGAGCUGGAGGCGGGCGAGUACACGGUGGCCAUUAAAAUCGAGGCGUUUCGUUUGCGGGGCAGGUUGCCGGCUGAGACGGUGGUCAAGUACAACGCGCGGAACCGGCGGGAGAAGCUGUUGAGGGUCGGGAGAGCGUAUGAUCUGGCGCAUGCGAAGGCGAGGGUGGUGGAGACGGCGGAGGAGAAGGCCGCGAGGGAAAAGUAUUUUCGGUGGAGGCGGGAUACGAGAAAGGAGGCGCUGCGGUCGGCGCAUGAUGCGAAGGUGCAGAGGGAUCAUUAUUUUAGGAGGAAGGAGUGGUUGGCGAAGAUGAAGGAUGUGGAGUGGCAGAGGGAGGUGAAGAAGAAGCGGGAGGAGAGGUGGUUGGCGAAGAGGGAGGAGAGGCGGAGAGUUAAGGAGGAGGCCCAGAAGAACGAGGAAGAGAAGGAGGAGAACAGAGAGAAGAAGGAGAACAAGGAGAAGCAGGAGGAGAAGCAGGAGGAGAAGAAGGAGGAGAAGAAGGAGGAGAAGGGGGAGGAUGAAAAAGAAGAGAAAAAGGAAGAGAAGAAGACAGAAGAACCCCCAACAGAGGCCCUAGAUUCCGACAAACUAACCGAUACCAAAGCCGACACCAAAGCCGACACCAAAGCCGACACCAAAACCGUGGAAUCCGCAUCCACCGAACAAAGCAACCCAGGAAACCAUACCGAAUUGGAGUAUCAUUUACAGGCUAUUGAGCGGGAGGAGAGGGCUAUUAAUGGUAGUGCUGCAGGAGGUCGGCCGGGACCGCUGUUUGGAGGGGGUGACCGCCGUGGGGGUGGGAAGGGUGCGAGGGGGAAUGAUGCGGUGUUGGUUUUUGGGCCGGGGUAUGGAGAGGGGGGUGAUGGGGAUGGUGUUGGUCAGGGGGGUGGUGGGGAGGGUGGAAAUGGGGGAGGAGGUGGUGGUGGAUCGGGGAGUGGGAGGAGGGAGGCAGAGGCGUGGAAUGCGGUUGCGGUGGUUGGGUUGAGGGUUUAUUAUAAGGGGGUGGAGGGCGAGGAGAAACAGGAGGGGGAGAAACUGGGAGAGGAAGAGGAAGAGGUGGUGUUGAGGGUGGUGAGGCCGAAUCGGUGGGUGAUUGAUGAUGAGGAGGACGAGGCAAAGGUGAAGAAGGAUGGGAAGGGAGAGAAGAAGGGGGAGGGGGAGGAGCUGGAGGCGGAUGAGACGCAGGUGUUGGAUGUGGAUGAUAGUGCGAGGGAUGCUGUUGGUGUGCCGGUGUAG
This is a messenger RNA of Dichotomopilus funicola, 2832 nucleotides long. RefSeq names its product calpain family cysteine protease. The coding region runs from base 1 to 2832 and encodes 943 amino acids. Gene Ontology annotation, cellular component: cytoplasm. The transcript is spliced from 8 exons. Gene Ontology annotation, biological process: proteolysis. Gene Ontology annotation, molecular function: calcium-dependent cysteine-type endopeptidase activity. The record is from RefSeq and is a predicted model, not a curated record. NCBI's taxonomy places the organism in Eukaryota, Fungi, Ascomycota, Sordariomycetes, Sordariales, Chaetomiaceae.